Messenger RNA from Paramecium octaurelia, 306 nucleotides. NCBI's taxonomy places the organism in Eukaryota, Ciliophora, Oligohymenophorea, Peniculida, Parameciidae. The record is from the annotation of a GenBank genome assembly.
AUGAUUAGAAAGAAUAGCGAAAUUCUAAUUUUAUGUGAAUAUAAUUUUUUGGUUAGAAAAAGGAUUAAAAUGAAUAUGGUUAGGAGGAUAUAAUGGGAAUAAUGAUGCGAUUAAUUAGCUAAUAGGAACUUGAAUUAACACAGAGAAUAUUGGGCUAAAAAAAAUAAUGGAUUUUUGGAUAUUCGAAUAUUUACGAUAGGUCACAAAUUCUAAGCAUUUUGAGUAAUAGUUCAUUGUUUGAAUGUAUAGAAUGUAAAUCAUAGAUAAAGAAGUUUUUUGGUGUGUGUUUGAGUUUGCCCAUAUAUA